AAAUACAAAAUGGCGGCACGCUUGUCCUUAGUUGUAUGUUUGAUGUGUUAGAUGUUGUUGAGGCCGAAACGCUUAAAUUUAGGGUAUAAGCGACUCGUAUAGAUUAUUAUUAACAACUAUUAUGUCUGAUAAAGAACUGAGUCGUGAAGAUUUGCGAGAGAAACUAUUUUAUACGUUUCGAAAUCGUGGAGUAAUCGAUUCCUUGAAGUCCCAGUUGAGAAACCGCCUCGUGCUCGAGUUACAACAAACUGCAAAUAUCAAUAUAGCCAGUGGGAAAAAGAAGACCACCGAUCAGACGUCCCUGUACUAUCAAGCAGCCAACAGCUUAGUCGCUAACCACCUAGAAAACUGUAAUUUUGAAUACACACUUUCUGUUUUUCUACCAGAAUGUGGCACGUCCAAAGAUAAAUUAUUUUCUUCCCAUGACAUUUGUCACUUGUUGAAAAUUGAACCUGGGUCUCCUCUGUAUAACUCUUUGAGCUCCUUCUUAACUAAAAGCUCAAAGUCAAGUAGUUUCUUGUGGGAGUUAUUGUGUCAGCUGUCUAAGUUAAACCUAACAACAAAGCAAGGUACUAUUGCUGUCCAGACAGAGGAUGGCUGUACUUCUAAGACUUCCAUCGAUGAAAAGCUGCGUUCAAUAGACAAAGUGUACUCUGAGCGAGCUGAGAAAGAACAGGACGCUUGGAACUCCCAGGCAGAGCAACGUAUCAUUGCAUUUCAACAGCAGUGCGAGGAGCGAAAGAAAGCUGAACUUACAGAAGAGAUUCAGAGAUUCAAAUCUACUGAGCUUGCAAGGAUGAGAGUAGAAGAAAAGGAAAGAUAUCAUAAAGAGAUCACAGCAACAAAAGACAUGCUUGAAAAAGACUAUGCACUGAAGGCUGAGGUGCUUAGAGUCAAGGAGAAAGAAACAGUGGAAAGACUCCAUCGUCAAGAACAGCUGCAAGAAGAAGAGGCCUACGCUCAAAGACAAAAAAUGUUAGAGGAGAUGCAAGCAGUGAGAGACAGAGAAAAUGAGUUCAAGAGACGACAAGAGCUUGAUCUAAAGUCUGUACGCCUGGAGGAAGAGAGAGUCAAAACAGAGGCUGACAAAGUGAGGCACUUACAAGCCACUUUAAAAGACCAAGAGGCCCGACUUCAGCAGAGGAUAGAUAAUGAAAUACAGAGGUAUAAACUACAAUUUCAAGAGAAUCAUCAGAAGAGAACUCAUGAAAUGGAGUUGAGAGAAGCCCAGUUCAGACAGGACAGGGAAAACUUUGAAAGAGUCAAGUCAACUUAUAUGGGAUACUAUGAUCAGCUGGAAGGCAAAAAAGAGGAGCUACAAAAAAUUCAGCUGCAAUUAGAGAGAGAGCGUUAUGCCACAGCUUCACUAACUCAGCAAAAGGAAGCACUCAGCGAGAAGCUUUCCCAGAUGAAAGACUACAGCCAAAUGCAGGACCUCAACAAAUCUUUGCAAAGAGAAGUUGAAACCCUUAAAAUGGAGGUUGAAACAUUAUCAGGAAAGGAAAAGGCUGGUAAAAAGACAAUUAAGGAGCUCACAGAAAAAUUAACGAAGCCCUCGCCUGAACUGAUCACUCUACGACAAAACUUAAAGUCACACAAAGAAGAAGCGAAAAACAAAGAGAAGCUCUCAAAGGAACGACAAAAGAAGCUGGAAAACAUGCUACAAUCAGAGAGACAGCGAUGUGUGGAGUACCAGAGGCUGUAUGAAGAGCAGGUCCUCCGUCAGAAAGAGAUGGAGCGAGAGCUGGACGAUCUACGCUCUGCUCUACAUCACACCCAGACGGCUCUUAGGAUGGAACUUGAACGAAGACGGCUGUCCCAAGCAUCGAUAUCCGACAUGCAAGAUCUAGUCACCCCUUCCACGGUACCAGCCACACCUAAACCCCCCCACGUGCCGCUGAUGGCUGAGGCAGAAGAAGACGGUCCUCCCCCCGACACGGCGAACAUGAUCGCUCACAGUAAGGACAUCUACGACAAGCUUGAGAAAGAAGCGAAGGAGUUGGAGGAGUCUUUUCGUCGUUUCAAAACCCGUAUGAAUAACCCCGGGCAGUUUCCACUGACUCUAUCAGGCCACAAUCCAGUGGAAUCGGCAGUCAUUCCUCCGACAAUCACUACUAGAGCAAGUAACUCAAAAGCACAUGCCUCGUUCAUGCCAUUAUCGGGGACGCGGUUUUACGCGCUCCCUUCUUUUGGCGUCUCGCACGUGACGCAAAACACUUCAGAUGAUCGGUAUUCCAGCCUGCCACGCGAUGCCCAGCGCCAGAAUAACACAGUCAAGGUUAGCGACUUGUUCGCCAAACCAGGUUCGCCAUCGGUCAUCUCAGCCCCUAUUAGUCACUCCCCUCACGAUCACAGCUCUAAAGACACCCUACUAACGCACAGAGGGACGGGAGAGUCAUCCUCCGCAGCGGAUAUAUCCCGGCGUCCUCUGUCCAGCACCAUCGACGAGGCGGGAAAACGUGACAAUGAUAUCACCACGUCACGACCCCUACAGCCAAUCAGCGGACAGAACGCCUUUACGUCACGAGGUUUACAGCCAACCAGCAAACAGAACACAUUUACGUCACGAGGUUUACAGCCAACAAGCGCACGAAAUGCCUUAACGUCACAUAAUUCGCAACCAGUCAACGACCAGAACGCAUUUAUGGCUUCCGGGGCAAUCCAAGAGAAAGUUGACGAUGAUGAUAGUGAGUCGCAACGUAGCAGUGAAGCCUCUCUAAGAAGCGACCCGUUGUCUGUCGGGACACUCAACAGACCUGCGGGUCAGCACAACGUGACUUGGAAGGACGCUAGAAUCACGGAGGAAGCUGAACCAAAUGAGACUUUAGCGAGUCACAGCUCGUCUCGGUGGAACCAGACGAAUCGUUUUUCGUUGGACAAUGCCUCUGGUGGAUCAUACGACAGCAGUGUGUUUUUAAAGAGUCAGACCCUACGUCAGGAUGAAACCCACGCCUCUCAGGCUAGGGAUGACUGGACCAAAGACAGCGUGUUCCUGAAAAGUCAAACCAUCGUUGAAGGCGAGACAGCAGGGGAAGCUGAACUCGAAGUCAGCCUCGAUCAGGCGUGGAGGAGUCAUGAUGAAUCUCGCGCGCUAGAGACUAGGGAGGACUGGACUAAAGACAGUGUGUUCCUUAAAAGUCAAACCAUGAUGGGAGGCGAGACCGCCAGCGAUUCUGAUCCGUCUUUACCGGGUUUGAGGGGUACUGGUCUUGGGGUCUCCCUCGACCAUGCGUGGAAAAGCACCGCAUCGAAACAGUCUGGCGAAGACAAGCGGGAACGUGAAAAGCGUGAGCGGGAAAUUCGUGAGCGCGAGGAACGUGAAUGGGAGGAAAAUAAGAGAAAACACGAAGAAGCGAGACUACAGCGUGAGCGUGAAGCGCGAGAACGUGAGGAACGUGAGUUGAGGGAGUUGCAGCGACGUGAGGAAGAAGAGCACGAGUCGUUGGCACGGGAAGAAGGGGAGCGUGCGGAGCGUGAAUCACAGCGUGAAGCGGGACGUGACGUGAAGGAGGAGGAUUCCAAAGAGCCAGAUAUCGAUCCCGUCAUGCUUCAGUACAUGCAGAUGAUACAGAAACGCAAAGAAGAAGAAAAGGAGAAACAAGAGAAGCCUGCGGCGAAAAAGCAAGCAUCAAAAGAAGCAAUCUUAGCAUCCUCGCAUUCCGAAAUCUCCCAAGAUGACGCUGAUCUUGGAAGUCUGGAGGAGAUGUCAGGAGAUGAUGGGUUCGACUGGGGGUAACAAAGAGCUGUCAGGAGACUUUUGGUUCGACUGGAUGUAACGUAGAAUCAGCAGCUUUCCGAAGACACACGAACCCGAUGACGUGACUGACCUGAUGGUGGGACAAGCCCGAAGACGUAACGACCACGUGUGUAACAAAUGUAUUGGCCUAUUGCCAAAAAUAGAGCAAUGUGUAUGUAAAUAAAACAGUUUGUUGUUUGA
Messenger RNA from Nematostella vectensis (starlet sea anemone), 3937 nucleotides. Its product is annotated as oral-facial-digital syndrome 1 protein homolog. Gene Ontology annotation, biological process: epithelial cilium movement involved in determination of left/right asymmetry. The coding region runs from base 122 to 3736 and encodes 1204 amino acids. Gene Ontology annotation, cellular component: ciliary basal body; centrosome. The record is from RefSeq and is a predicted model, not a curated record. Lineage: Eukaryota; Metazoa; Cnidaria; Anthozoa; Actiniaria; Edwardsiidae. The transcript has 26 exons. Gene Ontology annotation, molecular function: protein binding.